Messenger RNA from Rhododendron vialii, 1856 nucleotides. RefSeq names its product OVARIAN TUMOR DOMAIN-containing deubiquitinating enzyme 12-like. The coding region runs from base 545 to 1600 and encodes 351 amino acids. Gene Ontology annotation, biological process: protein deubiquitination. NCBI's taxonomy places the organism in Eukaryota, Viridiplantae, Streptophyta, Magnoliopsida, Ericales, Ericaceae. The record is from RefSeq and is a predicted model, not a curated record. Gene Ontology annotation, molecular function: cysteine-type deubiquitinase activity. The transcript has 12 exons.
CAUAGUCGCUCGUGAAGGAAGGGAAAGCCGCAUAAGUAAACGGCGAGACAGUCGCCGUGAGUUAACGGCUGAACCCCGGAAACCAGUGCCCAGCAAUUCCGUGAAAGUACAAUCGACUCCUCCGUCAUUUCGGAAUUUUUUCCUCAAACCCCCCCCCCCCCCCCACUGACAGCCUUUCUCUCUGUUCUCAUCAUCAUUUCCACAUGUGGUGUCUCCAUUGCCAUUUUUUUCUCUUAUCUCUACAUACACUCCCUAUAUCUCUACGCAUGUAGUACGAGUAUCUAGUAAAAUCUUGGAUGAUCCGAUAUCGCUCGAUCGAUUCCAAGCUAAGGGGUUGAGUCGUGUCUCAUAUUGUGAAAGACCCCAAGAAAGAUUUGUUCUCAGAUUCUAGAAAUGUGGAAGGAAGCUGUACAUGAUGACCUUAUUUCACCAGAUCAAGUUGUGCUAAUAACUGAAUAUUCUGGUCAUUAUUGUUCAAGGUUAUUUAACUAGUAUUAUUUGGAGCAGACACUGAAUUUGAACUAGAAGAUCAUUUUUAUUGCAAAUGAUUACCUAUGAGCAAGAUCCUGAUGUUGUCCGGUGGGGUCUCCAGCUUUUUGAGGGUGAUCCUUAUUCUAAUUGUGGGUAUUAUGGAAGUCUGACCGAAAACAACACAGAUUAUUAUCAUGCCCAGGAUUUCAAAGAAGACCAAUAUGAUGUGGGAUGCAACAAUGUAGAGGAUGAUGAGUUCAUAGCACAUGCUCUUCAAGAACAUCUAUCACAACUUUCUGUCAGUGAAGCAUCUGGAUCCCCUACUGAUGGGGGAGAAAAAGUGCAAGCACCAUUUUACUCGCAUGAUUGGCUUGGCCAGCCCAUACAAAACUAUAGUUAUGGAAAUCACAAUGGCCAUGCAGAGGCAGACGAUACAAGACCUUCUAGUUCGUGUUCUAGCCCAGGAGAAAAGUCGAACUGCGAGGAAGAAUGGUCGUACUCAUUAGAGCUCGCAGAUGAGUAUGCUCUUGAUGGCGAAGUGGGCAAAAGGUUGAAUCAGAUGAUUCCCAUUCCUCACGUCCCUAGAAUUAAUGGAGACAUACCCUCUGUGGAUGAAGCUACUUUAGACCAUCAAAGACUAUUGGACAGGUUGCAGUUAUAUGAGUUGAUAGAGAUUAAUAUUCAAGGAGAUGGAAAUUGUCAGUUUCGUGCUCUAUCAGAUCAGUUUUAUCGCACUCCUGAGCAUCACAAAUUUGUGAGACAAGAAGUUGUAAAUCAGCUCAAGUCUUGCCCAGAGGUAUACGAGGGAUAUGUUCCCAUGGCUUAUGGUGAUUAUUUGAAGAAGAUGUCCAAGAAUGGUGAAUGGGGAGAUCAUGUCACUUUGCAGGCUGCUGCAGAUUCGUACGGAGUGAAAAUCCUCGUCAUAACAUCAUUCAAGGAUACCUGCUACAUUGAGAUUCUCCCGAGUGUCCAAAGAUCAGAACGAGUUAUAUUCCUGAGCUUUUGGGCAGAGGUGCACUACAACUCAAUAUAUCCAGAAGGAGAUGUUCCUGAAUUGGAAACUAAGAAGAAGAAGAGGUGGUGGGAUUUUCGGGAUAAACACUCAGAAUUAGAAGAUGACUAUAACUGAUGGCAAUGUAAUGCUCAUCGGUGUUUUCUGCCUCAUUUUCUUAUGUCGCUUGUGGAAGAUGCAACUCUGACCUGCAUUCUUUUUUCCACCAAAAGACUUCUAAUUCGUGAAAUUUCGUUUGAGCUUGUCACUUCCCAAAAAACUUCUACCAAUAUGCACUAAUUUUUGCAGCUUGCACAUGCAAAAAUUAGUAAGGGCCUUUUCUCUUGCCCCCUGGUUUAAUCAAAAUGAAUAAUUCCCGUUUUUAUUUCUUGAA